Molecule: messenger RNA, 696 nt
Organism: Thlaspi arvense
Lineage: Eukaryota; Viridiplantae; Streptophyta; Magnoliopsida; Brassicales; Brassicaceae
Source: the annotation of a GenBank genome assembly
AAGACCUGUGCUCUGUUAAGCAAUUCCCCAAUCAAGAAACUGUCUCUGCGUCAUGUACUUAGACGUGGGCGUGACGAUGAAUACUCACGAGUCAUCCGUUGGAUUUGGACUGCAAUGGAACGUGGUUUGUUGGAACUACACUUGCACAGCUAUUCUAGUGUUGAUUUAAAGAGAGAGUUGCUAACGAGCAACACACUGGUGAAGCUCACACUAUCCGGUGAUUAUUGUUUAGGCGAGCAUCUGUUCCUCCCAGCGCUCAAGUCACUUUCUCUCUUAUCACUUGUUGGGCUUGAUCACCCCAACUAUUGUCGGCUCAUCGAUGGCUACCCUGUCCUGGAAGAGUUAUUCGUACGUGAUGAUCGUUCGAAUCUGCCCCUUUACGGUACGGUCGUGGCAAGUGAAUCCAUCAAGCGGCUUGUGGCGUUUCAUUUCUGCUGUAAAUCCAUGCCGAUGUUCUACAACCUCCUUAAUCUAUGUAUUGAGAGUAACAAGGACAAAGGCUGGCAAGUAAUGCCGCUUCUGCUCAAGAGUUGUCCAAAUCUUCACACUUUAGCCAUCAAGGUAUGCUCAGUUUCUUUUAGACUCAGAGCUUCUUUUUGUCCAUUACACACACAUGUCAACGAAACUGGUCUUUUGGUUUCAGGGUCUUGUGCACAAAGUCACAAAUGGAUGCGGAGAUGCAUGCGCUUGCAACCC